Molecule: messenger RNA, 1035 nt
Organism: Emericellopsis atlantica
Lineage: Eukaryota; Fungi; Ascomycota; Sordariomycetes; Hypocreales; Bionectriaceae
Product: DnaJ domain-containing protein
Exons: 2
Coding region: 123-959 (278 amino acids)
Source: RefSeq, a predicted model, not a curated record
ACGCCACUAACGGCACAGUGACCACUGAAUGCCAACCAACAUCACGUCACGACUCCAAAUCCACUUCCCGACCCAUCACCAAGAGCCUCACGCAACCACCGGGGGCCACAGCGCAAUGAGGCAUGCCACUCCGUCCUCCAGUCCCUCUCUUCUACGCGAAAGCAUGCUUGGUCCGUCCCCGUUUACGAUUCUUCACGACAACCCCAGCGCGGCGCAGCGAUGACGUCGCGCAGCAGCUGGCGAAGAAGAACCACUAUGAGCGAUUGAGGAUCAAGCCGACGGCUAGCAAAGGCGAGAUCAAAAAAGCCUUCUACUCACUGUCGAAAACGCACCAUCCGGACGCGAACCCAUCUGCCCCGGCUACUGCCGCGCAGAGCUUCUCCCUGCUCUCCGAGUCCUACUCCAUUCUCUCCAACGACACAUCGCGCGCCACGUACGAUCGGACCCUCGCCCCGGCGUCCGCCUCGGGUGUACACCACCCAAGGGGGUCAUACCAUUCGGCCGGAGGACGACCGGCAAGCGGACUGAGCCGGCGAAGAGGCACAUACCGCGGGCCCCCGCCGAGCUUCUACAGAAGUGGCGGGUACGGAGAACACACGGAGAAGAGGCAAAAGGCGCACGAGGAGACCACAUUCUCAGGGGCUGGUGGUGCUCGUGCGUCUUCCGAAAAGAAGACCUCCCACCACGGCGGCAUGGGACCAGGCGACGACCCCUUUGGUCAUCACGACGACGUCUUGCACUGGGAUCGCAAGAGCCACCACAAGACGCAGAAGAGAGAGGAUCACCGACGAUGGGCGCGGACGCACAAGAAGGCCUGGAACGAUGACGGGACGCAAUUCGAACCACAGAUGAGUCAAGGCAGUCACUUUUUGGUGGUGUUGGGACUCUUGUCGAUCAGUCUCGUGGCGCCGGCUUUGUACAUGUCGAAAAUGCAUACCAAGAAGAACGACAGGCGAUAGAACGACGAGUAGUAAGUAGGCUCAGGCCACAUGUGCGUAUAUAACUAGUGCACCGCAUAUGGAGCAGAAAGAACUC